Messenger RNA from Periconia digitata, 306 nucleotides. The record is from the annotation of a GenBank genome assembly. Lineage: Eukaryota; Fungi; Ascomycota; Dothideomycetes; Pleosporales; Periconiaceae.
UCCAGCCCUCUGCCGUAUUUUAGUAAUAGCGUUAUCAUCAUGUACCUGCAUACCAAGGGCAGCUCAAUCGAGAGAGUGGGCGUCCAUCACACACCCACACACAGGCAAAAAGAAAGGUGCAUCCUUGCACAGGAACACCAACGGCUCAUCCGUCUCGGGGAUCUCGGUAUGCGGUGCCCCCCAUGGCAUCCGCAAGCGAGCAAUCAAUUUGAAACUCCCGCUAUUCUGAUACACCUGCCUCGAAAUCUGAUGCAAAUGGCCGCCGAUCUUGCGCCUGCGCUGCCAACCCAACAGUUCCCUAUCUGA